Molecule: messenger RNA, 366 nt
Organism: Dracunculus medinensis (Guinea worm)
Lineage: Eukaryota; Metazoa; Nematoda; Chromadorea; Rhabditida; Dracunculidae
Source: the annotation of a GenBank genome assembly
AUGAGGGUAGAAGACCAUCCUAAGGUGCAAUUAUGUAGUCGCAGAGUGGAAGAAUCGCCCCAUAAUUACAAGCUCGAAUACCAUCCCUACAAUGUGCCAUGUUUUGCGAUGUUCUUUCAGGCGAUGCAUAUCUUUGCGUCAUGCACUAGUGAAAUGGAUUCAAUUUGGCAGUGCUCUAGUUCAAUGAAGGACCACCAAGAAUGCUGCAAGAAAAGUGGUGUAAGUGGUGAAUGCUGGAAGAUAUGCGAUGGAAGCAGUGGAAAAUUCGAUGAUAUGAUGGAAUUUUUCGUGGAUUGUUUAGAUGAAACGCCUAAAAUGAGAAAAUGUUUUUCAGAGCAUUUGGAAAAUAAUCCUGUCGAAAAAUAA